AUAAGGAACUGCGAUUUCGUUCGAGAUCACGCUCUUAGUGACCUUUCUGUGUCGUUGUCUACGUGUAUCUGAAACUGGUAGAGGGUCCACACACAUUGUAUUAGUAAAUAUUUUAUAAAGGCUACUACGAGGUAACAUGGAAUGGGGAGGUCGAUAUGAGACGUUGGAUUUGGAAUGUGAGGAGGGCACAAGGACGGAGAAAAGUGCGUUUAGUGGAAUGUUCAAAAGGGCAUCAAAAAUCUCAGAAAGCUCAGGACCUGCACAGGAACAAAAUGGCAAUCUCUCAAAAAGCAAUGAUAAUCUCUCCGACAACAGCAGCUUGAAGGCAGGAUCUUUCCUCUGGAGAGCAGCUUGCAGUUCAGGAGGGAAGGCCAGUGUUGGAGAUAAUCAAGAGCUAUCUGCCAGUAAUGACAGUCUGUCCGCCAAGGCGAACCCCAAGGAAAAAGGAGGAAUGUUCAGUGGAAUGUUCCGGAAAUCUCCCAAACCCCCUGGAGGCAUGGACCAGGCCUCCCUGGCUGUUGACAAAGACCUUUCUGCCAGCAAUGACAGUCUUUCUGAGAGUAGCUCAAACAAAGAAAAAUCUGGUAUGUUGAGUGGGAUGUUCAAAAGGCCGAAGCGCACAGCAUCACAGGAUAACUUGUGUGACCAAAGUGAUGUAUCUGCCAGCAAUGACAGUCUCUCAGAGAGUAGCUCAAACAAAGAGAAAUCUGGCAUGUUGAGUGGCAUGUUCAAAAAGUCUCCAAAACCAAAUCAUAAGCGCACAGCAUCACAGGAUAACCUGAGUGAUAUAUCUGCUAGCAGUGACAGUCUCUCAGAAAACAGUAACCCUAAGACUGGGAUGAUGGGAAAGAUUCUGAGGAAUCCAUUUCACUCCACUGCUCAGGACAAGGAGAGAACAGAGAAAUCUUCAGAUGCAAAGGCUUCACAGUCAAAACAGGAGAAGGAUUCAUAUUCAGAGACAGAAGAGAUGGAGGAGAGUGGCAUACACUCCGGUCACAAACAGAAUGCGCUGGUUGGAGUCAUGUCAAAAUUGAAUCCAUUCCGUCAUGCCAACAAAGAUAAAGAGUCGGAAAAGGAUGAUGAAGAUGAGUCCUCUGGCAGUGAAAACCAUUCCCAUCGCAAACAGAAUGUUAAGGUUGGAGCCCUAACGAAAUUGAACCCAUUUCGCUCCGCUCCCAAAAAACUCAACUCAGAGAUGGAAUCUGAUGAGGAGCUAGAGCGAGACAAGGAUGAGGUGAAAACGGACCAAAGAGAGGGGAAAGAGAGAACAACUCGUGCGGCUCUGGUCCCUCCCCGUCCCACUGACAAGGAGCGGAGCAGCGCAGCCUCCAACAGCCAGCUGGGGAGAACCACAGCAAAGGAGAGGGAGGUCAGUGGUAAUAUGAGUCAGAGAGAGAACAAGAGCAUAGCUAGACCUUCCCUGGUUCCACCCAAACCUAAGGAGAAGGAGCUGACAGCAAGAAUGAAAGAGAGCGAACUCAAGGAAGCACAGUCUAAAGAACAACAGGGUGCUGGUGCGGAGUGUUGUGAUGAGCCGACACAUGGUGGGGAGGAGGGCAUUCAGCCUACCACAAAGAAGGCAAAGAAGCCUAAGAAUCCGUUCCUGUCACAGGUAGCUGCCACGAACAAAGCCUCAGCACUGAAGACUGGGCAGGAAGAGGCGUCGGGUAGUGAUUAUCUGGAGGAUGAAAGUGAAGAUGGGCUUGAAGAUAGGAAGGAACUCUCCACAGAAGAAAAGAAAUCAGAACAAGAAGUGUCAUCCACAAAACCAAAGAAGAAGAAACCUAAAAAAGUCAAAAAUCCAUUCAUGGCUCAUGUUGCAAAGGGUAAAAAGAAGAAUGAGAAGGAGGAAGGAGCCCCAGGGGAUGACUCUGCUGAGGGCCAAAAUAAGUCGCUGUUUGAGCAGUUGGAUGAGUACCGUUUUGAUAAGGAUGAAGAAGAGAACAAGGAUCUGGAUGGCUUGAUGGAAUGGUGGAAUACGGUAGAACAAUGGGAAGACCUGCCACAGAAUGAUGACAUGACAGAGAAAGAAGAGGCAAAAGCCUUUGCUGUGACUGCUGAGAAAGUACAGAAAGGUAUCCGCGUCUUCAACAAGCUGUUCACCGAGCGGGCAGAGGGACUGUGGCAGCAUGUCAUCGACCUGAACUCCAUCGCAGAUGGCCUCGACCGCUUCAACAAGAGGACCAAGAUCGCCCAGAUCACCGGGGGCUCCACCAGUGCCAUUGGGGGCGUUGCUACCAUCACCGGGCUGGCCUUGGCUCCAGUCACCUUUGGGACAUCGCUGAUUAUUACCGCUGUGGGCCUGGGUGUGGCAACAGCAGGUGGACUCACCUCCGCCUCCGCUGGCAUCUCUAACCAGGUGAACAACUCGCUUGACCGCAAGAAAGUGGAACGCAUCGUGGAGGACUACCAGGAAAAGAUGGGUGACCUCAACAAGUGCAUGAAGUUCAUCAAGCAAGGGAUCGAGAACCUGCGCAGGUUCGACCUCAUCAAGUUAAAGAGCCAGGCCUACAACCAGGACUUCCCAGCCCUCAACAACAUCUACGAGGAUGGGGCCAUGGCCGGCAAGGCCAUUCUUAUCAAUGCCAACGAGAUCAUGCGUGUAGUGCAGAUUGCCAACGUGGCCGGGAGCACAGCGGCGCGAGCCGUGCAGAUAGCCAGCAUGGCCACCGGCGUCCUGACGGGACUCUUCGUGGGCAUGGACAUCUAUUUUGUAGCCAAAGACUCCCGCGAGCUCAAGAAGGGGGCCAAGUCGGAGUUCGCCGGCAAGAUCAGGGAGGUGGCGGAACAGCUGCAUGCCGGGUUGGUGGAGCUCAACAGUAUCCGUGAGGAGCUGCAGUCCUCCAGCUCGCCAGAAGGCAGAGCCGAGGACCACCAGCCAGACGAUAUCGACGACAUUGAUGAAAUCAAACGCAUACUUAAGAGUGUUCCUCCCGAGAGGAGGGACGAUACCGACGACAUUGAUGAAAUCAAGCGCAAACUAAAGAGCAACCCACCCCCCAGUGCUGAUGAUACCGACGACAUUGACGAAAUCAAGCGCAAACUAAAAAACAACCCACCUCCAAGUAGGGACAAUUCUGACGACAUCGCCGAAAUCAAGCGCAAGGCUAAGAAUUGAGCUUCUGAGCUCCCCUACACCAAACACUACAGACACUAAACAUACUCAAGUUACUAAAACACUGCCUGAAACUGAAAAAAAAAAAACAGGCAAGGCCAAACCACAUUCUCUUCCAGUUGACUCCCUUAUCACCAUGGUCCACAUUAUUUAUUUGUCACUCCAUAUUACACAGCAACAGGCGGCCUCGCCCUCCAAGCUCUCUCAGCCCUUUUGUGGUUCUACCACUCUCCCUCUGUAUGCACUCACAGACUUGCAUGGGUUAUGCAAAAGCUGUUGUUGCUGCUCUACAGGUAUUUAGCUAGCCAAACAGCCAGCUGUUAAGCAAGUAUGAAAACACAUAUCUGCUGCACUAUAGAUGAACCAUGAGCAAAGUGGCAUGCGUAGAAACGCACAGAUGUGGAGGAUUGUGGGGAUUUGAACUCUUGCUAACCAUGAUGUACCCAAGAUCUCUUGAAUUAUUAGAUAAUAGUAUUUUAUUUUUUUAUUCAUUGUUUUCUCUUCCAUUUGUUUAAUCAAACUAUUGGACUGUUGCCAGCAUAGUGUUUUCACUAGGCCUGUGUAAAGCCUCAGGACAUGCUUUGAUUGCAAUGUAUGUAUGCCUAUUUUAGCUGCAGUUUUUAAACACUUAUUCAACCACUACCUAUCUGUUUCAAGAAUUUAUGUACAAAUUUGAAAGACUUAACUGUCGGCCACUGGCAUAAAACAAAUAUAUUGAUUUAUUCUAUCUAGCUUUUAUUAAGUUUAUGUGGGUGCAGGUAAGCCUACCUAACUUUCUUUAUUUUAGACAGAGAACUCUGAAUGUAAAUACUAAGCUGGAAAAUAGGGUUAUUUAAAUGGGGGCUAUUGACCGGGUCCGUGUAUCAUUCGUUCAUUUGAUAUUCAAUUGAGAAUCCAAAACGAAAAAAAAUAAAAAUGACUUGUUAUUUCA
This is a messenger RNA of Alosa alosa (allis shad), 4046 nucleotides long. It is a transcript of the gene apol1, whose product is annotated as apolipoprotein L, 1. Lineage: Eukaryota; Metazoa; Chordata; Actinopteri; Clupeiformes; Clupeidae. Gene Ontology annotation, cellular component: extracellular region; membrane. Gene Ontology annotation, molecular function: lipid binding. The record is from RefSeq and is a predicted model, not a curated record. The transcript has 33 exons. Gene Ontology annotation, biological process: lipoprotein metabolic process; lipid transport. Bases 137 to 3118 code for a protein of 993 amino acids.